This is a messenger RNA of Photinus pyralis (common eastern firefly), 1139 nucleotides long. RefSeq lists its product as uncharacterized. Lineage: Eukaryota; Metazoa; Arthropoda; Insecta; Coleoptera; Lampyridae. The transcript has 2 exons. The record is from RefSeq and is a predicted model, not a curated record. Bases 438 to 989 code for a protein of 183 amino acids.
UUUUCCUGAAUCUACCGAUUGCAGUCGAGUAUGGUACAAUCAUCACUUAAUGCGACACCACUGUAUUCUUUUCUGCUUGACGAAACUGGUAACUUCAUACCCAUACAAAACAUAAGCAUUUCCAAUUCUAAUACGAAUACUUUAACCUAUACUUAUGCGCUAUUUAAUCAGAAGAAAUUGUUGAGGUUAUUGAGCUUUCACCUUGGAUGAGGGUACGAAUGUAUCGGAUGUUCUCAGAGGAAACGAAAAGACUCUGUGCCUGCUAUUCAUGUCAGUUCAUUAACUUUGCUUACGUGAACUUUGGACAUUCUCACGUGUUCGUUUCUUAAUCUCGUGAUUUACGUCAGUUCUACUAAGGUCUGCAAAAGUUUAUUCAUAUAAACCUAAAAUUACGUUUAAAGAAUCAGUUGGUUCGCGUCAUUCUACGAGUACAUAAAAUGUCUGCAAAUCAACGUGCCAAGUUAUCACUGAAAAAGACCGCAAAACCCAGUACUGUGUUGGAGCAGCUGCUAGCGAAACCGAAAAAUAAUGUGCAACCGGCGGGCACGUCUGUUUCAGCGACGCAGCAGCAGGAAUCCCAAAUACAGCAGCAGCCUCCUGCUCAAUCUCCUGUAGUAUUGAUAGCCGAUAAAGACGUGGAAGACGAGUUUAAUCGUCUGUUUGAAAACGUUACGCUCGCCACGUUACCGGCGACUUCGCCGCUCCAGCCGCCUCCGCCGUCGCAGCCAGGUGACAAAAACUUGGCUCUCAUUAGGAGAGAAGAAAAGCGCAGCAGCACCAUCAACAUCAAUACCUGCAACGAACUUGGACGAAUUUCGCAAUUGCGGUGUGGAGUGGUUGCUUGUGUUGUUGGGAAGAUACAUACAAAGUACUGGGAUGCAAGAAAGGCGAAUUGCCCAAUUGCAAAGGUACAAUAUAAAAAGUGUUCAAAAAUUAGGAGGCAAAAAACGUCGAUUCUGGAGAAAGAGCAAACCUUGAAAAAGCAUUAACCGAUGGCAUUUAAAUUUUUUCUUCAGUAAUGAUUAAUUUGUAUAUAGUGCCUUACGAAAAUAUGGUGUUAGCAAUUCAUCGUUAAUAAAAGGCAAUAUACUUACAACUCCUAUAUUAUUAUUUAUUAAUUGAUCGUGUUCAAACUCGCU